This is a messenger RNA of Xyrauchen texanus (razorback sucker), 5110 nucleotides long. RefSeq names its product lon protease homolog 2, peroxisomal. Gene Ontology annotation, biological process: protein quality control for misfolded or incompletely synthesized proteins; protein catabolic process; protein processing. Gene Ontology annotation, molecular function: serine-type endopeptidase activity; ATP binding; ATP hydrolysis activity. Bases 97 to 2616 code for a protein of 839 amino acids. NCBI's taxonomy places the organism in Eukaryota, Metazoa, Chordata, Actinopteri, Cypriniformes, Catostomidae. The transcript is spliced from 15 exons. Gene Ontology annotation, cellular component: peroxisomal matrix. The record is from RefSeq and is a predicted model, not a curated record.
CAUUCGCCCAAGUUUGUCAUACGACGAAGGCGUUCCUGAUUAUCUAGUGCACUGUGAUUAGUUUUCGCCUAAAAACAUCUGUCCAAAUCCCGCACAAUGUCUUCAAGCAGCGGUAUUCAGAUCCCCAGCCGGUUGCCUUUGCUGUGUACACAUGAUGGAGUACUUUUGCCCGGCUCGACCAUGCGAAUCAGCGUCGAUACUGCGAGAAACAUGCAGUUAGUGAAGAGCAGACUGCUGAAGGGGACCUCGCUCAAAAGCACCAUCAUCGGGGUCAUUCCUAACACCAGAGACCCCGAGCACGACAGCGAUGAGCUCCCGGCCUUACACAGCAUUGGCACUGCUGGAUUGGCAGUGCAAGUAGUGGGCAGUAACUGGCCGAAACCGCACUACACACUGCUCAUUACAGGGUUGUGUCGCUUCCGUGUGACCCAGCUGCUGAAGGAAACACCUUUCCUAGUGGCAGAGGUUGAACAGCUAGACAAACUGGAGCAGUACACAGAUGGAGACCAGGGAGAUGGAGAGCUGGGGGAGCUGUCACAGAGGUUCUAUCAGGCUGCUGUACAGCUGGUCGGGAUGCUGGACAUGUCGGUGCCUGUGGUUGCGAAACUCAGACGGCUGUUGGACAGUUUACCUAAAGAAACACUGCCUGAUGUCCUGGCCUCCAUGAUCCGCACUUCUAACAAAGAGAAACUGCAGGUGCUGGAUGCAGUAGACUUGGAGGAGCGGUUUAAGAAGGCUCUUCCGCUGCUCACUAGACAAAUUGAGGGGCUCAAACUGUUGCAGAAGACCCGCAAACUCAGACCUGGCGAUGACAAGAGAGUGCUGGCCAUCCGUAAAGGUGGAGUGUUCCCAGGCCGUCAGUUCUUGGUGGAGGAUGAGGGGGAGGAUGAAGAUGGUGAUGAUAUGGCUUUGCUGGAGAAGAAGGUGAAGGCUGCAGCCAUGCCAGAGGCAGCACUGCACGUGUGUCUCAAAGAGCUUAGAAGAUUAAAAAAGAUGCCGCAGUCCAUGCCAGAGUACGUCCUCACCCGCAACUACCUGGAGAUGAUGGUGGAGCUGCCAUGGAGCAAGAGUACUACCGAUUGCCUGGACAUCCGUGCCGCACAGAUACUCUUGGAUAAUGAUCACUAUGCCAUGGAGAAGCUGAAGAGGAGGGUGCUGGAGUAUCUGGCUGUGCGCCAGCUCAAGAGUUCUCUUAAGGGGCCCAUCUUGUGUUUUGUGGGACCCCCAGGUGUGGGAAAGACCAGCGUUGGACGUUCCAUCGCCCGCACUCUGGGUCGAGAGUUCCACCGCAUCGCCUUGGGAGGAGUCUGUGACCAGUCAGACAUCCGUGGCCACAGACGCACGUACGUUGGUAGCAUGCCUGGCCGCGUUAUAAAUGGACUAAAGACUGUUGGUGUAAACAACCCUGUCUUUUUACUGGACGAGGUGGACAAACUUGGCAAGAGCAUGCAGGGAGACCCUGCCGCCGCCCUGUUGGAGGUUCUGGACCCAGAGCAAAACCACAGCUUCACUGACCAUUACCUCAACGUACCUUUUGACCUCUCACAAGUGCUCUUCAUCGCCACUGCAAAUACGACUGCGACAAUCCCCCCUGCCUUAUUGGACAGAAUGGAGGUCCACCAGGUGCCAGGGUACACACAGGAGGAGAAGGUAGAAAUAGCCCACCGGCACCUGAUCCCUCAUCAGCUGGAGCAGCAUGGACUGACCCCACAACAACUACAGAUCCCACAAGACACCACACAGGAUAUAAUUAGCAAGUACACACGAGAGGCAGGCGUGCGUUCUUUGGAGAGGAAGAUUGGGGCCAUCUGUCGAGCAGUGGCUGUGAAGGUCGCUGAAGGUCGAAAGAUCUCUAGAGCAGAAUCCCCAACUGAACAACAUGCAGAAAAGACUACAGAGAGCAAGGAGGAGGAUUCUGGGAUAGCAGCACCUCCAGAGAUGCCCAUUGUUAUCGAUCACAUUGCCCUUAAGGAUAUUCUUGGCCCACCAAUUUUUGAGAUGGAGGUAUCAGAGCGACUGACCCUACCGGGUGUGGCGAUAGGCCUGGCCUGGACUCCAAUGGGUGGGGAAAUCAUGUUUGUAGAGGCCAGCCGUAUGGAAGGGGAAGGGCAGUUGACCCUGACAGGACAGUUGGGGGAUGUCAUGAAGGAAUCAGCCCACCUAGCUAUUAGCUGGCUCCGCAGCAAUGCCAAGACUUACCACCUCACAAAUGGCAAUGAUCUUUUGGAGGGUACCGACAUCCACUUGCACUUCCCAGCAGGUGCAGUCACUAAAGACGGACCCUCGGCUGGUGUUACCAUAGUAACGUGCCUGGCCUCACUGCUGAGUGGGCGGCUGGUGCGCUCUGAUGUGGGCAUGACAGGAGAGAUCACUUUGAGGGGACUGGUGCUACCGGUGGGUGGCAUAAAGGAUAAAGUCUUGGCAGCUCACCGGGCCAAUCUGAAACGAAUCAUCAUCCCCAAGCGCAAUGAGAAGGACUUGGAGGAAAUACCUGCCCAUGUGCGAGCUGACCUGGAUUUUGUUUUCGCCAGCACUCUAGAUGAAGUCCUAAAUGCGGCAUUUGAUGGGGGCUUCCCUUCAGCUGUCAAUCAUCCCCAAGUUGUUAGCAAACUCUGAGAUUGCAGUUGAUAGACAACUAAUGCACACAAAGGUGCUCAAGACUUUCUUCUCAAAGUAUUUUCAACACAAAUUUUUAUUUAAUGAUUCCCUCAUCUACAAAGAAUGGCUUUUUGGUAAUGAAUCAGAUUAAGAUCCCUUAUUCUUUUUCCUUUAUUUCAUUAAUAAUAUAUAAUUUAUCUGUUGUAAUUGUAAUUCAUGUAAUUAUGCUCCUGUUGAUCUGACAUCAAAAUAAGCUAAUGUUGGCAAAGCAGACUAUUAGCUGUUUAUACUGUAGAUUAGAAAUGAACUCUGUGGAGGAUGUUAAUUGUGACUCUUAAAAGGUGUAAUUUAACUAUGAGUGUUCUUCAUAGUGUUCAUUAAUAAUGUUCAGAUUGGAAAAUGUUAAUGUUAUGUUUAGCAUGAUGAAAACGAAGUACAAUUUUACAUAAGCAUAUAGAUUUGGUUAUGAUAUGUCAAGUUUGAGAUUAUAUAAUUUCCAUAAUAUUUCCAUGUUCAUUCACAGGGUUUCAAAUAAAUGGAAAUACUGCUUUCUAGGUCAUAUUAAUCUGAAUGGUUAUACAGUGAAUCUGGAAAGUAUUCACAGCGCUUCACUUUUUCCACAUUUUGUAAUGUACAGCCUUAUUCCAAAAUUGAUUAAAUUAAUUAUUUUCCUCAAAAUUCUACAAACAAUACCCCAUAAUGACAACAUUAAAGAAGUUUGUUUGAAAUCUUUGCAAAUGUAAUAACAAUAAAAAAUGAAAAAAAUAAAUAAAUAAAAUAAAAUCACAUGUAAAUAAGUAUUCACAGCCUUUCCUCAACACUGUGUUGAAGCACCUUUGGCACCAAUUGCAGCCUCAAGUCUUUUUGAGUAUGAUGCUACAAGCUUGGUACACAUAUUUUUGGGCAAUUUCUCCCAUUAUUCUUUGCAGGACCUCUCAAGCUCCAUCAGGUUGGAUGGGGAGCGUCGGUGCACAGCCAUUUUCAGAUCUCUCCAGAGAUGUUCAAGACUGUCAUGUCUGGUUUCCUCCAGACAUGACGCUUUGGCCUGAAUGGCAAGCGUCAUGUCUGGAGGAAACCAGACAUGACGCUUGCCAAAGAGUUCAAUCUUUUGUUUCUCAUGGUCUGUGAGUCCUUCAGGUGCCUUUUGGCAAACUCCAACAGCUUCCGUCUGGCCGCUCUACCAUGCAGGCCUGAUUGGUGGAGUGCUGUAGAGAUGGUUGUUUUUCUGGAAGGUUCUCUCUCCAAAGAGAAAUGCUGCAGCUCUUUCAGAGUGACCAUUGGUCACCUCCCUGACUACGGCCCUUCUCCCCCGAUUGCUCAGUUUGGCCAGGUGGCCAAAUCUAGGAAGAUUCCUGGUGGUUCCAAACUUCCAUUUACAGAUGAUGGAGGCCACUGUGAUCAUUGGGACCUUCAAUACUGCAGAAAUGUUUCUGUACCCUCCCCAGAUCUGUGCCUCGAUACAAUCCUCAGAGGUCUACAGACAAUUCUUUGGACUUCAUGUCUUAGUUUGUGCUCUGACACUGUUAACUGUGGGACCUUAUAUAGACAGGUGUGUGCCUUUCCAAAUCAUGUCCAAUCAACUGAAUUUACCACAGGUGGACUCCAAUCAAGUUGUAGAAACAUCUCAAGGAUGAUCAGUGGAAACAGGAUGCACCUGAGCUCAAUUUUGAGUGGUUGUGAAUACUUAUGUACUUAUGUUUUUAUUUUUUAUAUAUUUGCAAAGAUUUCAAACAAACUUCUUUCAUGUUGUCAUUAUGGGGUAUUGUUUGUAGAAUUUAGAGGAAAAUAAUGAAUUUAACCCAUUUAAAUAUGGCUGUAACGUAACAAAAUGUGGAAAAAUUGAAGCGCUGUGAAUACUUUCCGGAUGCACUGUACAUCAGAUGCAAAUGCAAUUUUCUAUCUGAACACCUAAAAUGCUUUAAAAGUAACUUACUGUGACAUCUAGUCCACAUAUUGUUGCUAGUUUUCAUUAAUAUGCUAAUUAGAUGUAUUAAACUGCCAACGGUUUACAUUUGACCUUCUUUUGGGAGAUAAGAACAAUGAAGGCAUUCUUAUUUGAUGAUGCUAAUACCUGAAUGACAGCUUUGGCCUGAAUAUGUAAGGCAUGUUUGGAAAUGUUUUAAGAUUAAUAAUUAAUUCAGUUUAACUGAAGCCUGUCAGUUCGAUAUGGAGGGUAAAAAUCAAGCAGUAUUUUCUUAAAACCUGCACUAAAAAUAUUACCUGUUCAAUCUUGCUACAACUUGAGUAAUCCUAAGCAAUAUAAAACUACUCCAUUCAUUUAGCUUGAUUCUAGUUGUGACAGAAUAUAGUUUGCCCUCUAGCUACACAAUACAGAGCAGAUGCACCAAAGGAUGGCGAUAAGGUGCAGUGCUUCUCAACUGUUGGGUUACAAGUGUAUUCUAAUUUGGUAGCAGAUAGCAGGAAACACAAUGGAAAAUGUACAUAAUAAAAUGGAACUACACAAAUAAUCAUACACAGUUUUGAUUGCAAAAUAAACAUAACCAAAUUUUAA